Molecule: messenger RNA, 1680 nt
Organism: Eremomyces bilateralis CBS 781.70
Lineage: Eukaryota; Fungi; Ascomycota; Dothideomycetes; Eremomycetales; Eremomycetaceae
Exons: 8
Coding region: 1-1680 (559 amino acids)
Molecular function (GO): microtubule binding
Source: RefSeq, a predicted model, not a curated record
AUGUUCCUCAUGUACACCUCAGCCUCGGGGAACAAUGUCACACUAUCGCCACGCCUUGGGCAAGGCCAUGUUAUGCCCCAAUUCGACUCCGGUGCCCAGGUGACGCUCCUUGAGGGCUCCGGCGUGUCGAACGGGAUGAUGACCGCCAAUGUCCGGUGCUCGAACUGUGAUUCAUGGAAAGGGGGAUCCAUGGACCUCACCGACGACAAUGGCGACUUCAUCUGGGCAUACCAAUCCGGUCGCGCGAUGAACACCGACGAUCAAUCGGCCGGCAUCACGCAGCAUGCCUCCGAGGGACGUUUCGAGCUCGACUUCGCCCAAGCGCGGGGUGGCAACACGGCGAAUCCUUUCCUGGAUAGCACCGACGAGUUGCCGUAUUGCGAUGAGGGAAGUACCAGCGGUACCGAGAGCAAUGGGGCUUUGGGUCCUGGGGUGUCGGGUUUCGCGGGCCUUAACUUCCUGAUGCAGCGAAACAUCUUGAUCGCCCAUGGGGUGCUAGGAUGCCUUGCUUUUGGUGUCCUGUUCCCGGUUGGUGCCAUCAUUAUCCGGAUCCUAAGCUUCCCGGGGCUUAUCUGGCUGCAUGCGGGGCUUCAGGUACUUACCUGGUUGGUGUUCGUGGCUUGUUUUGGCCUUGGGAUAUACAUGGCGACCACUGGCCCUGUCAACAUGUUGGACAAAUACCAUCCUAUCAUCGGCAUCGUCCUAUUCGUCCUCCUUUUCUUCCAACCGAUUCUCGGAAUGGUCCACCACACCAUGUUCAAGAAAUACGGCACCCGCACUGCCUGGUCCCACGGUCAUCUCUGGAACGGCCGCAUCAUCAUUACCCUGGGCAUCAUCAAUGGCGGCCUGGGCUUCAUGCUUGCCGGCAACACGCAGGCCGGAUACAUCAUCUUCGCCAUCGUCGCGGGGAUCAUGUGGGUGCUGUAUGUCAUCGCCGCCGUCCUGGGCGAGCGAAAGAGGGCGAGGAAGGCGCCGCCGAAAUAUGAGGACCGAAGCCCGCCUGGCCCGCGACGUCCGAGCCACUCGCGACACCCGCAAGAAGGGGCUGCCUUGUGCCAAAUUUUCGAUAGUAUCUUCCUCGACGUGGCUAUGUCGAAGGUCCGAUUCAACGUCAACACCGAAUAUGCGUACAUACAGAACUUCAAAGUCCUGCAAAAUGCGUUCACACGGCAUCACAUCGAGAAGAUCGUCCCUGUCGAGGCCCUCGUCAAAUGCAAGAUGCAAGACAACCUCGAAUUCCUCCAAUGGGCGAAGCGAUACUGGGACCAAUACUACCCCGGCGGCGAAUACGACGCCCUCGCCCGCCGCAAAGGCUCCGGCGCUCCCGCCGCCACCGCCAGCUCCGCCCGCGCGCCCGCCACCGGCGCACGACGGGCGGCCCCCGGCGCAGCCCCGCGAACCCGCACGCCCCAGGGCGGCGGGGCGCCGAGCGCGGCGCUAGUGAUGGAGAACAACCAGCUGAAGGAGACAGUGGCGGGGCUAGAGCGGGAGCGUGACUUCUACUUCAGCAAGCUGCGGGACAUCGAGCUGCUGAUCCAGACGGAGAUGGAGACGCAUCCAGAGCUGGAGGAGGUGGAGGACGGGAUCCUGAAACAGAUACAGAACAUUCUGUACUCGACUGAGGAUGGGUUUGAGAUCCCGCAGGAGGAAGGCGAGGUGCAGGAGGAGGAGACGUUCUGA